UCCCACAGAGCGGAGGUCUCACAGAGCACUGUUUGGUCUGUCCAACUCUGAGGGCUUUUUAAUAGCCACUGACAUGGCAUUCACCACCUUUUGGUUAACAGGAAUAUGCUUAUUUGUAUCUCUUGGCAUGACUUCAACAUUGGGUAUUAUUGUCACAAAGGAUUUGAGGAAAGUCCCCUGUCAGGUGGAGAAGAAUGACACAGCCAAAACGAUUACAUUUGACUGCUCAAGACGAGGCCUAAGGAAAAUACCAGAUGGAAUCUGGAAAAAUGUCACCUCUUUAAUCUUGGCUGAUAACAAAAUAGGGAACGUAUCUGCAGUCAACUUCACAGCUUCCGACGAAAAACAUUCAUCUUUUUACAACCUCACGUAUCUGAACCUUGAUCGGAUUUAUAAGAAUGGACAAUUAAAUCUGUCAACCUGGGCCUUCUCGAACCUGACUAAGUUAAACGUUUUGAGGAUUUCUGAUGUUUCACUUUACGAGGUACCCAAACAUCUCCCAGCCAGCCUGACACAAAUUUACUUGGAUAGUAAUAAAAUCAUCAAUGUCAGUCAAAGUAGCUUCUCUGGCAUGGCAAAUGUGGCUACAAUAUCCCUUUCCAAAAACUGUUUCAGUGGAAACCCAUGUAACAGGACAUUCAGAGUUGAAAACAACGCCUUUUCAAACUUGACCAAUCUGCAAAGACUAAUCCUGUCCUACAACAACAUAACAGAGGUGCCACAUGGUCUGCCCCCUUCUCUUACAGAGCUUGAUCUUGCUUCAAACAGAAUUGAAUUCAUUUUCAAAAAUGAUUUUGUCAACUUGGUCACCUUGAAGAUUCAAGGAAACUGUCCACGAUGCCUUAACGCGCCAUACCGCUGUGUCCCAUGCAAACGUGGAUCGAUUAUAAUUCACCCCCAAGCAUUUAGGACUCUGUCUAAAUUGAAUGUGUUGCAGCUAGCAGGGAACUCUCUUCUCACCCUGAGUGAGUCUUGGUUUGAGAAUCUGCGUAAUCUUACUAAUCUUUUCCUCUCCUUCAAUUUUCUGGCACAUACAAUUGCUGAGGGGAGCUUCUUGGUGAAUUUAACGUCCCUGAAAAAACUUGAUUUGUCAUAUAACUUUGAGUUACACAGUUAUCCAAAGACACUGAAUCUAUCAAAACACUUCUCAAAGUUGGCUUCCCUGCACACGUUACAUAUUGAAGGUUAUGUUUUUCAAGAAAUUAAGGACAAAACCUUUGAACCACUGCAGAAUUUAGCAUACCUUUCUGUACUGAAUCUAGGAGUGAAUUUCAUCAUGUUAUCUGAGUCCCAGGCAUUUACAAGCUUGCCUAAGUUAAAACUUCUAUACCUUUCAGAGAAUAGGCUCCAUCCAAUAUCUGUAGGCAAUGCUAUUUCGUCAAAUGGUGCCAUGUCAUCAAAUGUCUUCGUACCUAGAGAUUACAUAAGGGAGGAAGAUUAUAGUUUUGAACUGUCACAUGGCUAUAUUAAGACUGAGUGUUACAAGACAGGACGGGUCCUUGAUCUUAGCAGAAACAAUCUGUUCUUCCUGUUGUCUAAACAGUUUGAAAGGUUUGGUGAUGUCCUGUGCCUCAAUCUAUCAAGAAAUGGCUUUUCAGCUGCACUGAAUGGUACUGAAUUCACCUACCUACCAAACCUGACUUACCUGGACCUGUCAUAUAAUAAGGUGGACUUGGCAUAUGAAUUUGCGUUCUCUGAGUUAAAGCACUUGGAGGUCUUGGACCUCAGUUAUAAUACCCAUUAUUUUCUGGUGGCCGGAGUGACAAAAAGUUUUACAUUUUUGGAAAAUCUUUCCACGUUAAGAGUUUUGAAUCUGAGUGGAAAUGCCAUUUUCAGUUUGACAACUAAAGAGCUGAACAGCUCAUCUCUAAAUGAGCUGCAAUUCAACCAUAAUCGAUUAAAUCUUAUGUGGAAAGAUAAUGAUAAUACCUACUUUAAAUUGUUUAAAAACCUUCUGAAUUUGACCCACCUUGAUCUGUCAUAUAAUGAUAUUGUGAAGAUACCCCAUGGGGUUUUUGAAAACUUGCCACCUAACAUAACAAGACUGUACAUAAAUCAUAACAGGCUCAAUAUUUUUCAUUGGAGUGACCUCCGUUACCUGCAACAUCUCCAAGACUUAGAUUUGAGUCAUAAUGAUCUGACUUCUGUCUCUUCAAAACUUUCAAAAUACAUUCCAGCUUUGACCGUCCUUGACUUGAGUUUCAACAAAAUAUCAACAUUGUCCGACGGAUUUGUAAAUGGCGCUAAGAGUUUACAAGAACUUAGUCUGAUGAAAAACAAGAUUAGUAUACUCAGUAGCAAAACGUUCCCAUCCGGCCAAAAUAUUUCUUUGAAAACCCUGCAACUGUCAGGAAAUCCCUUUCAGUGCACAUGUGAUGGAGGACUAUUAGAUUUCAUUUUGUGGAUAGAAAACAGCACCAUCAACAUUCCCAGACUAGCCACCAGUGUAACCUGUCCAGCACAAAAUGGAGAGAAACAACACAAGUCAAUCAUAUAUUUUGAUAAAGAUGAUUGCAACAACAGUUUAGCAUUAGUCCUAUACACAGUGUCCACCGUCCUUAUUCUCCUGACUUUAUUCACAUCUACCACUAUGCAUUUGUUUUACUGGGAUGCCUCCUACGUUUGGUACUACAUCAGCGCAAAACUCUGGGGUUAUCGCACGCUUCAAUCAUCCGACGCAAUAUAUGAUGCCUUUGUUUCAUAUGACACCAAGGACCCUCUGGUUUCGGACUGGGUUUGGAACCACCUCCGGGUGCAGCUUGAGGAGGCAGGUGACAAACUCACCCCCAUCUGUCUGGAGGAGCGCGACUGGACCCCGGGCCUACCGGUUCUGGACAACCUAACCCAAAGCAUCUACCAGAGCCGCAAGACAGUGUUUGUGCUGACGGAGUCUUAUGUGAGGAGCGGAAACUUCCGCAUGGCUGUGUACCUGGCUCACCAGAGGCUGCUGGAUGACAACGUGGACGUGAUCGUGCUCCUGCUCCUCGACCCCGUUCUGCAGCAGUCCCACUUCAUGCGGCUGAGGAGGAGACUGUGCCAGAAGAGCAUUCUACAAUGGCCCACCAACCCCUCAGCCGAGCCUUGGUUCUGGCAGUGCCUGCGAAACACAAUUCAUGUGGACAACAAGAUUAUGUACAGCAAGGUGUAUGCACGAUACUUUAGUGACAAAGCCAUUGGAGGAAAGAACACAGCAAUCAUGUCUGACAAACCUAAUCUGGAGGAGGUCACCAGCUUUGACAAGACCAAGCUGAAGAAGACUGAGACGCAGGAGAAGAAUCCUCUGCCAUCUAAAGAAACCAUCGAACAGGAGAAAGCGGCAUCGUCAUGAGCUCCUGGCCUCCACUUUAUGCACUGUACAUUCCACAAGCAUUGCCUUUUUCACCACUUUUUGCUCUUUAACUUUGUAAUGGAAACGUGAGUUUGCAUUGUGAUUGGAUUGGACACAUGCAGAUGACUGUAGGCCUACAGCUCCCCAUAUGCCUGACCCCUAAGCCCCUUUAAACUGCGAAGGAGAAGGUUGCGAUUGCGCACCUAAAGAGCAGAGGUGCCACCAGUUUCGAUGUCUCUUCAGUCGCCAUCAACGUUGUGCUAUCUGUGUCCCCUUGUCUGCUUCUGGUCUCUAGAGGCAGUAAGGGGAGGGGCUAAAGUGUGGCUAACAUGUCCAGGGACCCAUGCUCUUAACAUCUGGAGUGUUGGUGGCUGAUAACAAAAAAUGCCAUCGAGUCAUGCAGUGUUGUUGGUUUUUUUUUUUUUUUGUAUAAGUUUAAAUAUUGGAAUGCACAAAAUUGUUUUGAUAUGCAAAAAUAAAUGAGUAAACCUGUA
This is a messenger RNA of Engraulis encrasicolus (European anchovy), 3822 nucleotides long. RefSeq names its product toll-like receptor 8. The record is from RefSeq and is a predicted model, not a curated record. Gene Ontology annotation, biological process: toll-like receptor signaling pathway; defense response to virus; canonical NF-kappaB signal transduction. The transcript has 4 exons. Gene Ontology annotation, cellular component: plasma membrane. NCBI's taxonomy places the organism in Eukaryota, Metazoa, Chordata, Actinopteri, Clupeiformes, Engraulidae. Gene Ontology annotation, molecular function: actin monomer binding; pattern recognition receptor activity. Bases 74 to 3328 code for a protein of 1084 amino acids.